Messenger RNA from Owenia fusiformis, 3462 nucleotides. The record is from the annotation of a GenBank genome assembly. NCBI's taxonomy places the organism in Eukaryota, Metazoa, Annelida, Polychaeta, Sabellida, Oweniidae.
AUGGGAAUCCUAUCGUCGGGGUCAGGGGCAGGAUGGCAGGCAGGCAGGCAGGCAGGCGACAGGCAGACAAACAUAGAGAGGCAGGCUUCACUAGAUUUAGCUCAAUCGAUUGGCUAUGAUGAUCGCGUUAGUUUGACAGGGCCACCUGAUGCAGAUGGAGGAUGUACGCUUGACAUCUUAAUGUCGAACUGUAAGGGCAUAAUGGCAGAUCAAGUUAUGCUUAAAGGUGGGGAUGACGGUGAAGCAGGGUAUCCCCUCAAGGAAUCGAACAAUCUGACAAACUCAGGGCACGAAAACGGCGAAGUGAAAGUUAAAAGGCCACAGAAAGGAUAUCUCUUUACACGGAAUCAACUGAUACUAUUCGUUGGAUGUGUUUUAGCAAUAAUCAUUUUGGUUGCACUUUUAGCUGGACUCAUUGGUCGCACAAGACCAAACUGUCCCACUGCGGACUCCGAAUUGACGGAAAGCGACCCACUGGUCCUGAAUCCUACAGCCUUACCAACUAUAGACCCCAGUCUACCAUGGGCAAAAAUAAGGCUCCCGAGAAAAAUCAUCCCACUAUUUUAUACGUUAGUUAUUCGAGUAGACCUGAGUUCUUUUAUAUUUAAUGGAUCAGUGACUAUUAAUGUUACAUGUGAAGAGGAUACGAAUCUAAUCAUUCUGCAUACAUACAAGUUAAACAUAGACGAUAGCGCCACUGUAGUUCGAGACUCCAAUAACGCCGAUCUUGACAUAGCUCGAACUAUCCGAGUGCCCAAAAAUCAAUUUUACGUCAUCGAGUUAAAGGAGCAGUUAAAAACAGGCGCAAGUUACAAGGUGAUAAUAGGAAAAUACAACGGGACCUUAGAGGACGAUCUGAGGGGUCUGUAUCGAAGUUCUUACAAAAAUGACAAUGGAACACUCAGGUACUUGGCGGCAUCUCAGCUGCAGUCAGCUGACGCUAGAAAGGUGUUUCCAUGUUUCGACGAACCAGAUCUUAAAGCCAACUUCGCAGUCUCAAUUGAGCAUCUUAAAGAAUACACGGCGCUGUCCAACAUGCCCACACACAAUAUCCAGAGAUUAGGAGGUGGGUGGCUUAGAGCUAACUUUCUACAAAGCCCCGUUAUGUCAACAUAUCUGCUGGCUUUUGUAAUCUCAGAUUUUACAUCAAGACAGCGCAUCUCUGCCAAUGGCCUCAAGGUUCGUAUUUGGGCUAACAAAAAGUCUUACAAACAGACGGAAUAUGCGUUAGAUUUUGCUGUCAAGUCUUACGAUUACUUCGGAGAUUACUUUGAUAUUGAAGAGGUUGUUCCAAAAUCAGAUCAUGUUGCCAUCCCUGACUUUAGUGCCGGUGCGAUGGAGAACUGGGGCCUUGUGUUGUACCGAGAGACAGCGCUUCUCCUUGACGACGACGUCUCUUCAAUUUUAACUAAAUAUUGGGUGUCCAUGGUUAUGGCCCAUGAAGUGUCACAUUCGUGGUUUGGUAAUAUGGUCACGAUGAAAUGGUGGGACGACCUAUGGCUGAACGAGGGGUUUGCGAGCACUCUCAUGUACUUUGCCAUGGACGAUAUUUACAAGAGCUGGAAUGUGUUCGACAUGCAGAUUGUGACUGAUUUGUUUCCUGUGAUGACCAAGGAUUCUCUCCUUACCUCCCAUCCUAUUUCAACCCCAAUACACGCACCUGAGGAGAUUGCACAGUCAUUCGAUUCAAUAUCAUACGAUAAGGGAAUGUCUGUUUUGAGGAUGUUACGAGGUUUUCUAGGCUGGGAUGACUUUAGACGCGGUCUACAAGAGUAUAUCAAGGUGUACAAAUUUAAAAAUGCGGAGAUGCAGGAUCUUUGGGCCACCUUUACCAGGGUUGUAGAUGACAGAUAUGACGUUGGCAAGAUAAUGGACACUUGGACUCGCCAGAUGGGGUUUCCAGUGGUGACCGUCCACAAAGAGGGUGACAUCUAUACUAUAACACAAGACCGAAUGCUUUUGAAUCCAGGAGAUCAGAACUACGACAAGUCAUCUAGUAAAUAUGGGUACCAGUGGUUGAUACCCUUCACCUAUAUAACACAAGAUGAGCCAACGAGAGAAAAGACAGUUUGGCUCGAAGAGAAGACUGGGACAAUCCAGCACACAGCUGGCAAGUGGAUUCUUGGGAAUGCAGAGUAUAUGGGGUUCUACAGAACCAACUAUGACUUGGACAUAUGGAAGCUCAUUAUCAAGCAGCUAAAGACUGACCAUUUGGUUUUCUCAACUGCAAACCGAGCUGGCCUUAUUAGUGAUGCUUUUAAUCUGGCAAGGGCCAGCAAAUUGGACUACAGCGUUCCACUGGAACUGGCAACUUAUCUUAAGGUAGAAGAGGAAUAUGUUCCAUGGAAGGCUUUCUUUGACGAAAUCAGCUUCCUUAAAGGGAUGCUUGACACAAGCAGCUCUUACGGACUGCUUCAGAAGUUCAUCCACGACCUCGUUGAGCCUCAUUACAAUAGACUCGGAGUACUACAAGAAGGAGAGCUGCCAAAGAGGUACUUAAGGCGACUGCUUCUGGAACAAGCGUGUGAAAUUGAAAUUACACAUGCUGUGGAAUACGCCAAGAAUCAGUUCAAGAUCUGGAUGGAAACAGGCCAAAAGCCUCAGUCAGACUAUGCCUUAGUGAUAUACUCUGUUGGUAUACGAGAAGGUGGACAACUGGAGUGGGAUCAUCUAUGGAAGAAGUCCCAAGAGACAAUUGUGGCAUCUGAACGUGAGACAAUGAUGGACGCACUUUCCUACUCUCAGAAAGUCUGGUUGCUGUGGAGGUAUGCCAACUGGACCUUUGAUAAUAGCAAGAUCCGAAUGCAGGAUAUCCGUCUCAUCUUUAAAUAUUUUGGUGCUACACCCCUGGGAAGAUCUGUUUCUCGACAGUUCAUGAUAACAAAUUGGAAAUUCAUAAAUGACAGAUUUGGUCAGGACAAUUUCCUUAUUCGAGAUAUUAUCUCAUCAACAACAUCGCUUAUUCAUACACAAUAUGAGCAAGAACAGCUCGAGAAUCUCUACCGGAAGAAUCCUCCAUCAGGAUUCGCCAGCAAGGCUGCAGAUGAUUCAUUGGCACAAGUCAGGGCAAAUGUGCAAUGGACAGUAACCCAAGAGGGACAGGUGUCAAGUUGGAUGAAAAAUUACGCAAGAGAACGUUCUUACUUUAUUUGAUCACAUAUUCUCAUAAGAACUUUAUAAGGUGGAUACAUUUUUGUAUGUCACAUAUACAUACCUAUGGGCCAAACCAUACAUUUGUAAAGGGUUGAUUUUCUACUUGUUUAUGACAGAUUUUGAAUUAUAUCAUUAGUAAUUUCACUCUGUGAAAAAUGAUAAAUCAUGAACAUGACUCGUGAUAUUUCUAACAUGAGCAUUCUAAUAAAUAAUAUAACAUAACCAAGGUGUACCUCAACAGCAUGGUGAUUAAAAUGGAAAGAUUGAUACAAUACAACAAGAGCUUAUACAUUUAGUUAUAAUCGAAAG